Molecule: messenger RNA, 336 nt
Organism: Exserohilum turcica Et28A
Lineage: Eukaryota; Fungi; Ascomycota; Dothideomycetes; Pleosporales; Pleosporaceae
Exons: 3
Coding region: 1-336 (111 amino acids)
Molecular function (GO): peptidyl-prolyl cis-trans isomerase activity
Source: RefSeq, a predicted model, not a curated record
AUGGGUGUCACCAAGACCAUCAUUCAGGAGGGCAACGGCCCAUCCCCGAAAAAGGGCGACACUGUCACCAUGGAGUACACUGGCUGGCUCAAGGACGCCGCCACCGACAAGGGCAAGCAGUUUGACAGCACCACCGGUCGUGGUCCUUUCCAGACUGCCAUUGGUGUUGGCCGUGUCAUCAGGGGUUGGGACGAGGGCGUUGUCACAAUGAAGCUGGGCGAGAAGGCCAGGCUCGACAUUACCAGUGACUUUGCUUACGGAAGCCAGUCAUUCCCCGGCCUUAUCCCUCCCAACUCCGACCUCAUCUUCGAGGUCGAGCUGAAGAAGAUUAACUAA